AUGGGCGAGAUCGAGCAAGCAGCGGCAGAUGACAGUGAUGCAGCCAUUGAUCCAAGGCUCUGGGAUACUAUGGACUCCAUGAUGGCCAUGAAUGGGAGUGUGUCGGCUUCACAUGUACCUGUUUCAGCCCAUUCUCAACCUGUUUCAACAAUGCGAGGGCCCACCCCCAAUGUAGUGGCUGUGAAUCGAGCCUGUUCAGUAACUCCAGUAGCAAGCACUGUGUUUCAACCUACUGCACGUCACCUAGGAGCUGUACCUCCAAAACCAGUUCCACCUGCUGGGAGGGACUUGUCAGUGCCCUUCAAUCAGUUCCAAACACCUGACCUGCCUUCUGACUGUUGCCCAGGCUUCUCAACUGGCACUGCCCCUUUGCAACGCUCAGCUGUAACAUCGCUAUCCACCUCACGAGUUCCUAGCACUGCAUUUGUGGACAAACUAGCAAACCUCGAUAUGAUUGUUGCGCAGCUUGCUGAUAAAUUUGAUUGCUUGGCACUGCAGAGUAGAGACUCAGUUGAAUUCAAGUCACAAAUUGAAGAACUCACCCAGGAGAACCAUACACUACGAGUGACUGUUGAAGAUCACCACACUGUGAUACACAAGCUUCAAACAACCAUCGAUGCACAGAGCACAUCCCUGGAGGAACUACUUGUGUUGAUCAACGAACUUAGGUCUUCAGGAACUGUGCUGCCAACAGUCAAGUCUGUCAACAAAGCAACCAAAGUGAUGCAUGACAAUGUGUUUAAUAAUGUGAUCUGGCACACAUUCUUACAUGCAAUGGGUAUUUCUGAUUCCAAACAAGCAAUGUUGUUGGGUGUCCUUGAUGGUGGUUCAUUCUGGUUCAAGUGCCCAACACAUGACACCAACCUUCUACAACCAAACUUUGCUGGAUCAUGGUCAGAGAAUGCAGAAUGGUGUGAGGAUAUAGUCCGCUAUGUCCAACAAAAAGCCUGCAAAGUCUUUACUCAGCUUCCUGUCGAGCAUCUCAAGCAAAAAACUGAUACCAACAUCAUCAAGCAACUGAAGGAGGUCUUUGAGAACACCAGGGAAUCCAUCAAGAAAGGGAGCAAGGGGCAAGAUGCACAGGAGGUGAGGAACUGUAAGCAAUGGCAGACUGCUCAGAAGAAUUGUGUUAAUGAGAAGGUUGUCCUGCUAAAUGAUGCUGUUAAUCUUCCAAAGCUAGCAAACAAGAAACACAAGAUCCCACAGCAAUUUGUUGAUGCUAACUGGCUUGCUGAGAAUCCAAAAAUGGACGUACCCUCCCAAAUUGAUGAUGACAUUCCAGUGCAGUCUUGUGACCCUGAGAUUUGCAGAGAUGAAGAUACAUUGUAUGAAGGGGGAGAUGAAGAAGAUGUGGAAGAACAGGUCACCCACCUGAAGGAACAAACAGUCAGCUCUCGCCUCGUUGUCACAGCGGCAGACCAUGAACUCACCACAAUGAUACUAUAG
This is a messenger RNA of Suillus subaureus, 1446 nucleotides long. RefSeq lists its product as uncharacterized. NCBI's taxonomy places the organism in Eukaryota, Fungi, Basidiomycota, Agaricomycetes, Boletales, Suillaceae. The transcript has 4 exons. The coding region runs from base 1 to 1446 and encodes 481 amino acids. The record is from RefSeq and is a predicted model, not a curated record.